AUGGAAGGAUCAGGUCCGCGCCAAACCGGACGUGCAGAAUCUCAACGACAGGACAACUUUUUGAAUCUCGAACGAGGGAAGGACCAAGAUAAUCAACGAGAGGGCAGUGUGAACACCUCUCACACGAGUAGGAGCCGCUCAAAAGGGAAAGAUCAUGCAUCCCAUAAGCAGAACGAGCGAAAGGCUCUACAGCAAGAGAUUUAUGAUUUAAAGAAGAAGCUGCGUCGAGCGCAGCGAAAACGUCCUGCACCUGGCUUGGACACUAGCAGUGAUAAAGACAGCGAAUACAGGCGAAGGUCAAGAACCCCUCCGAGCGAGACUUUUUCCUAUGAGGAAGAGCGGCCUCGCAAACGUGGCCACAAAAGCCCGUCUUACCAAGGCCUGGCCAAUGAUGCCAUGAGCAAGGCCCUAGAUCGCAUCUCCCAGUCGCCAUUCACGUGUAGAAUAGAGAGGGCAGUGCUUUCUCGGCGGUUCAAUCAACCGACGUUUGCCAUAUACAAUGGUCGAUCUGACCUAGUGGAACAUGUAAGCCAAUUCAACCAGAGGAUGGCCGUCCACUCCAGGGAUGAGGCGCUAAUGUGUAAGGUGUUUCCAUCCAGCUUGGGACCCAUGGCGAUAAGAUGCACUAGAGUCCCUCGGCCCCUCGAUUCCCUCUUAUCCUUGUCCAUGUGGGAAGGAGAAACGCUGAAGGCCUACUCGGACAGAUACUGGGAAAUGUACAACGAGAUAGAAGGAAAUUACGAUGACGUCGCCAUUAGUACAUUCAAAAGGGGCCUGCCGACAGAGCAUGGCUUAAGAAAGUCCCUCACUGGGAAGCCAGUCACCAGCAUGCGCCAACUCAUGGACAGAAUAGACAAGUACAAAAGGGUUGAGGAGGACCAGCAGAGGGGGAAGGGUAAAGCGAAGGUUGUCCCUCAAGAGAGGAGGGACUUCAGGUCGGACCGCUUUAACAGCAGUAACAGGCCGAGAAGAGACUACGUGGAACAGCCCGGACCUACUGGGGCUCAGGCAGUCCACGCUGUGUUCCGAGAACCAUUGCACAAGAUCUUGGAGAAGGUGAAGUGCGAACCCUUCUUUCAGUGGCCGAACAGGAUGGCAGGCGACCCCUCAAGACGCAAUCAGAAUCUGUACUGCGCGUACCAUCAGGAGCCCGGUCACAUCACCGACGAUUGCAGGAAUCUGAAGAACCAUUUGGAUCGGCUUGUCCGAGAAGGAAAGUUGAGGCAUCUAUUGCACCGCCCUGAACAGUUGAAUGUCGAAACCAGACAAGGCAUAUUGAGGCCACCCAUUGGCACAAUCAAUGUCAUUCUUGCCGCACCUGGGAGGACCGGUUCUAGCCAUUUCAGAGUAAUGUCAGUGGGCAGGUUCCCGACUGAGCCAGACGAAAGGGAAUCCAAGAGAGCCAAAGUGAGUGCCACGCCAUUGAUCGGGUUCACGGAGGAAGACAAGCAAGGAACCCUUCAACCCCACGACGAUGCCCUAGUCGUUACGCUCAGAAUAGGAGGUUAUGACAUGAAAAAGGUGUUAGUUGAUCAGGGCAGCGCCGUGGAGGUAAUGUACCCCGAUUUGUAUAAGGGGUUGAACUUGAAGCCAGAAGACCUGUUGCCAUACGAUUCCCCUCUGGUUAGUUUUGAAGGAAAGAUCGUCAUCCUAAAAGGCAUGAUUAGGCUGCCUGUGCAAACAGACUCGGACGUGGUAGAGGUGAACUUCAUUGUCGUAGAUGCAUACUUCCCCUACACAGCUAUUGUGGCCCGACCGUGGCUUCAUGCACUGGGGGCUGUGUCAUCAACCUUGCACCAAAAAGUGAAGUAUCCGUCAGGAGGUCAAGGUAAAGAAAUAAUAGGGAAUUAG
Messenger RNA from Quercus lobata, 1851 nucleotides. RefSeq lists its product as uncharacterized. NCBI's taxonomy places the organism in Eukaryota, Viridiplantae, Streptophyta, Magnoliopsida, Fagales, Fagaceae. The coding region runs from base 1 to 1851 and encodes 616 amino acids. The transcript is spliced from 2 exons. The record is from RefSeq and is a predicted model, not a curated record.